Messenger RNA from Mesocricetus auratus (golden hamster), 2315 nucleotides. It is a transcript of the gene Ifi44l, whose product is annotated as interferon induced protein 44 like. The record is from RefSeq and is a predicted model, not a curated record. Lineage: Eukaryota; Metazoa; Chordata; Mammalia; Rodentia; Cricetidae. The transcript is spliced from 9 exons. The coding region runs from base 154 to 1461 and encodes 435 amino acids.
GAGUUUCAGUUUUGUUUCUCUGCUUGUGAUUCUGGAAACUAAGUCAGCCAACGAAGUUUCUGUCUUCUGUCUGCUCCACAGCUCAGAAAAAGAAGUCUACUUCUCUUGCCCUCUGUUUCAGUCUGCUCCAGGCUCAGCUGUGGUUGCAGGAAUAUGGAAGUGACAACCAGAUUGGCAUGGAUACAGGAAAGGGUUCUGGGAAAACUACUUGGGAAUACAACGUUGACUCUUCUUUAUAAGUCUGGAGUUCAUGGAUCAUGCACUUUUGAUAUGGCCAAGAAAUGCUGUCAUCAGGGUUCCACAAUGACAGUAGUUCAUUUGGAGCAAGACAUUGUGGGUAUUUUUAUGCUGGAACACUUUCCCAUUUUACAUUCUGGAAAGCCAAGUACUUGUGUUCUGUUUGCAUUUAAAGAGAAUAACAGCACUGGAAUAUCAGCUCUAUUUUCGAAUGCACAGGUAGAAAUCAAUGUUUCACAGCUCAAGUUUUUCUCACCUGAUGGUUUGUCGAUCACUGUUCAUCCAAACAAACAGAAAGUUCAUCUAAACAUGGAAGUCUUAAAAAAACUAGAACUUAAUCUUAAGUCUUACUCUGAAUAUUUGGAAUGCGAAAUUUUUCGAGUUGAUGGUGUUAAGAAUGAUCCAAGCAUCAUAAAGAAGAUGGUGGACGUCAAACAGCACCGAAGAAGGUUCCUAUCUGCUCUCCGAGCCUACAGGCCCAGUGGAAACUUGGUUUCUGAAGUCCGUAUUCUGCUGGUGGGCCCCGUGGGUUCUGGGAAGUCCAGCUUUUUCAACUCAGUGAAGUCUGCUUUCCAAGGCCACUUCACUCGCCAGGCAGUCGUGGGAACUGAUGAAACCAGCAUUACCAAACAGUACAGAAUAUAUUCUGUUAAAGAUGGAGAAGGUGGGAAGACACUUCCGUUUAUGUUGUGUGACUCAAUGGGUCUGGAUGAGAGGGAAGAAGCAGGAUUAUGCAUGGAUGACAUACCUCAUAUCUUAAAAGGCCAUGUCCCAGACAGGUAUCAGUUCGACCCAUGUAAGCCAAUUGUGCCUAGGCACGUCAUGUCUCCACCAAUGAAGGACAGGAUCCACUGCGUGGCUUACGUCUUAAACAUCAAAUCUGUUAACUCACUUUCCGAUAAAAUGGUGGCAAAACUCAAAAGAAUUCGCAGAGACGUAGUAGACUGUGGUGUGGGACAAGUAGCCUUGCUUACUAACGUGGAUAACUGUGAUGAAGUUCUUGAUGACGGUUUUGUAAACAUGUCAGAAAGCGUGACUUCUCAAAGCCAGAUAAAGAAAGUCCAAAACAUGCUCAAUAUUCCUAUAGCUAAUAUCCUGAUGGUCAGUAAUUACUCUCAAGAGCGAUCGAUGGACCCCAUAAAGGAUGCUCUGAUCUUCGCUGCACUUGGGCAGAUGUUGCGGGCUGCAGAUGACUCCUUAGAGGACCUUCCUUUUGAGAACUAACUGGAUCAGCUAAUGGCUCCUUCAACAGCUAGUCAUGCCUCAAGAAAUGAUGACGAAUUCUGAAAAGCAGCGAAGAAGGAGAUGCUCCCAACACAGACAUGCUUCCGGAUACCUGCGCUCGCUACAGUUUAUCAUCCGGAUGCCUGCGCUCGCUACAGUUUAUCAUCUGCAUGCCUGCACUCGCUACAGUUUGUCAUCUUGAUGCCGUUGUCUUUACUUCUCUAGCACAUUCUGCAGUUCUACGUGUCCUAGUCAAUCACACAAUGAUCACAAAAUUACAUAAUAUCUGCUGUUCUAGAGAGAGUGUAAGUUCUUUGAGAAAGUAGGCUUUGGAUUUGCCUUUGUAGUCACAGAGCUCAACACAAGGUCUGGUAGACGGCAGGAAAACUCACAAUGACUCUUCAGUACCAUUUUCUCUGGACUGAUGACCAUUACUUAGACAUUUACUCGCUAUGGAUGAAAAGACAUGAAGAGUAAGAUGCUGGAAAGAGGAUGCGAAAAUAAGGACAGAGGGGGGUCUUGCUUAUCUCUGUUUCAAAACACGAAUGCCUCUAAACAAGUGUAAAUUGAUUAAAAAGAGCCUAUGUUUGCUGACAGCUUUGAUAAUUACACCAAUGUUUUAAUUUCAUGAAAUGAAGUUUCUUCCAGUAAUAUUCCUAUGCUUGAUUUUAAUUGACUGAAUUCCAAAGCAUCAUGGCUGUGUCUCCAAAGGGGAACUAUUGAGAGAUGAGAUCAUGCUAGUCAGCUUGGAAUGUUGUCAUGUAAAUCCUUCGAAUGGUUACGAAGUCCUCCAGGCAGCUGUCAAAAUUAGGACUAUUGUUCAAGGAAAAUAAAAAUUAUAAUUUUCCUUUCAA